Molecule: messenger RNA, 1672 nt
Organism: Salvia miltiorrhiza (redroot sage)
Lineage: Eukaryota; Viridiplantae; Streptophyta; Magnoliopsida; Lamiales; Lamiaceae
Exons: 1
Coding region: 212-1303 (363 amino acids)
Molecular function (GO): nucleic acid binding
Source: RefSeq, a predicted model, not a curated record
GAAUCCUCGAGUUUAAGCUUUCUGGUGUCAAAGUCGUGGUUGAUCGAUCGCACGCAGAUGGCCACCUUGCUCGGCUGGCUCAUCUCCUUUCCUUUGGCCGAUUGCUGCUGACUAACAAAAUCGAAUCGAAUCACAGAGCCAAAGACCGUGUGCUUGCAAAAUUCCAAUUAAUUACUGCUUACAAUAUUUGUUGGUGUGAGAGAGAGAGGUGAUGGCCGGGGUUGUGUACCUCCGCACCAACCGUUUCGAGGUGAAGCUUGAAGGCAUCACCUUCAAGAAGAAGAUCUUCGAAUCCCUCUGCGAAAUCGAUUUCCUCUUCCCCGACGGAAAGACAUGGGAGCAACCCCCCAUCGUGGGCCUCGACGUGAUGUGCCACCCCCGCGACCCCUCCGCCAUCCUCCUCCUCCUCAGCUUCGGCGUCGGCUGCGUCAUCCUCCGCUUCGCCGCCGGCGAGUCCCUCCCGGCCCCCAUCCACCGCUUCCUCGCCGACAAGCGGAUCCGCUUCGUCGGCUUCGGCAUCCCGGAGAAAACCGAUCUCUUCCCCUUCCACGAAUUAGGUCUCACCAAUUCCCAAAUGGACAUCGGCUACAUCGCCGCUAGGGUUUACAAGGAUCCCAAAUACAAGCGCUACGAGCUCGGCGACCUCGCGCGCAAGGUGGUCGGGAUCAAGCGGAUGAUCGGCCUCACCGAGUCCGCCUCCUUCGACCGCCACGCGCAGAUCAAGUGCGCCAUCUGCCAGCUCUUCGUCACCAGCCUCAUCGCCAUGGGGAUGAUCAAGCGGAUCAACGAGGAAUAUUCCUCCCCUUCUUCCAAGAAGAACUCCUUGCUCAAAAACCUCAAUUCUCUGCAGCUCCUCGCCGAGGGAUGGUUCAAGCUGCGCGGGAGCAAGAAGCCGCGCCAGCCCGACGACGCCGACGACGACGCCCACAUUCGCGACCGCAUGGAGGAUCUCCUCGACGCCAAGCACCCGCAGGAUCCCUUCCCCGACUACUUCGCCGACGAUCCCAGCGGCGACGACGCCGACUCCCCGACCUAUUCCUCCGGCGGAGACAACGAGAAAGGCGGCGAUGACGAGUCGUCGCCUGCUGCGUCGGCGACCAAGCCGAUCAAGGGGAUCCUCAAGUGUCCGUCCGCCACGUUGAAUCGGAGCGAGUCGUUGAGGUCGCCGGGGACUCCAUCUUCGUCUUCGUCUUCGUCUUCAUCUCCGUCUCCAUCUCCAUCUCCACGACUGUCGCCGACGACUCAGCAAAAACUGAAAAGGGCCAACUCGAAAGGGUGCAACGUAAGAUUUAAGUUCCAGUAGGUGGCUAGUUGAUUAAUGUUACUGCUGCUGCAAUAAGCAGAGGUUAAUUAAUUAUGGUGUAAAUUAGGCAACGCAAUCUGUUUCCUUAAUUGGCUCUCAUCGUCAUCGUCAUCGUCUAGGUUAGACUUGCUGCUUGCUUGCUUUUUCUAACUGUUCCUUGAGAAUUUCAAUCUACAAAACAAUAAAAUGGGGGGAAUUCAUGUCGUUAAUUCUUAUACCAGAACUAGUCGUUAUGCAACGUGCCAUGCACGUUAUAUCAUAUGUAAUUUUUAUAGAUGAAUUCAUGUGUAAUGGCUAAGAGAAUUUUUGUAACGUAUCAUCGUUUGUAUACGUUGUGUAUUCUAUAUUAAUCUAUUUAUGUUUGUAACC